UUGACCUUUGAACCCGGCUCUUCCUGCUGCUAACCCUGCAUUCACUCUGCCUCUGCAGCAAGAUGAGCGACUAGCUGCUUUAGAAACGCAUCCAAACGCUCCAGCAACCACAGAAAGUCGCAGCAGCAGCAGUCUGUUUAAAAGGAGCCUUUUCUUCCACUAGUGGUAGCCACUGGCUAACGGUACACCGCCAUCGCUUUCAGCUUCAACGGUAGCCACCCAGCAGAGAUGAAGGACAAACAGAAGAGGAAGAAGGAGCGGACCUGGGCUGAAGCUGCUCGCAUGGUCCUGGAGAACUUCUCUGAUGCACCCAUGACUCCUAAACAAAUCCUCCAUGUCAUCCAGACCAAGGGGCUGAAGGAGAUGAGAAGUGGCACAGCUCCUCUGGCCUGCUUGGUCACCAUGCUGCAUUCUCAAGUCAGGGGGGAUCGGGUGAAGAACAGCAUCUUCUUCAAGCUUCCUGGAAGAAUGAGUCUGUUUACGCUCAAGAAAAACGCCCUCCAGUGGACUAAACCAGCUUCAGAGUCAGAAGCUCCGUCAGAGUCGGCCGGAAACGCCACUUCGAGCAGCAGCAGCACUCCGGUGGCCGGCUCCGCUGCUCCCCAGGUCGACUCCAGCGAAACGGCUGAACAGGAGAGCUGUGACUCCUCAGAGAACGCCGCCGUCAUAGACAACGAUGCAUCAGUGGAUGAGAAUUCGUCCAGCGCCUCCUGCUCCACAGAGCUGCAGGCCCCCAGCAGCCACCCUCAGACACGCCUCAGCAGGGCCGCCGGGCAGCAGGGACGCACAGAUGCUCAGCAGAGCCAGCACGCUCAGACCAGGCUGAGUCGUUCACGACAGUCAGGAAGACAAAGGAAGAAAGCCGUCAUGAUGCCUCGCGUUGUUCUCACUCCUCUUAAAGUCAACGGAGAGCACGUGUCCACAGGUCCCAUGAAAAGAAGUCGUGGAGGCGUAGAUAUAGACUUUGAGACGCCGGGCUCCAUUCUGGUCAACACCAACAUCCGAGCCCUCAUCAAUGUGCGCACCUUCUCAGCUUUCCCCUCACAUUCACAGCAGCAGCUGCUCCAGCUGCUGCCAGAGGUGGAUCGACAGGUUGGACCUGACGGCAUGGCGCGGCUGAGCACGUCCGCGCUGAACAAUGAGUUCUUCACACACGCCUCUCAGAGCUGGAAGGAAAGACUGGCUGAAGGUGAAUUCACCCAUGAAAUGCAGGUCCGAUUCCGACAGGAAAAGGAGAAAGAGAAGAAGGUGGAGGCGUGGAAAGAGAAGUUUUUUGAAGAAUACCACGGGCAGAAGUCGGGUCUGACGCGGGACGAGUCCCUAAAGCUAACGGUCAGUGAAGCCAGUGAGGUGGCGGCCACCGUGCUGGAAGGCGACGCGGACGUGGUCUCGGCGGGCGUCCCCAAAAGGCGCACUGUGGGUCGGCGUAGGAGAGACGGCAGGAUGAGGAGGCGCACGCGGGCCGACCUGCGGCGCAGGGCCCGCCGCACCCUUUGCAAGGCCAGUCCGGCUCUGCCACCCAAAGAGGCGGACGCCGAAACGGUUUUGGACGUCGCCGCCGUCUCUGUGGACUCCCCCGUCCCCAGCAGCACGGAUGUUCAAGGGGAGGUGGUGCUCCACGUGGACUGUGGCGUGGAGCUUCCCGUCGAGAACACGGUGGCGGAACCGGAAGCCUCUCCUGCUCCAGAGCCGACCACACCUGCACCUCCCACUCCGGUUCCCAGUCCAAGUCCCAGUACAGCCUCCACCAGUGCAAAUGAAGAGCUGGAAGUGGCUCUCUCUCAGCUCCCCAAGGAGGAGCCACCUGUCCUGGCUUCCACCACCUCCCCAUCUUCCUCGUCCAGCUCCUCUUCCUCACCGGCCUCCUCUCCCGCCUCCUCUCCCUCUUCUCCUGAUCAGCAGGGAGCUUUUACCACCGGCCUGGACUCCUCGUCCUCUUCAGGGUCCUCCAGUGCCACGGUUCCUGCGGAUCACUUGGAUGACGCCGCCUCGGUGGUCACCUCUGUGACCGGGGGGACCGUCACCAGCAGCCGUGAGAGCAGUCCGUCAGCCAGCCCCGCCACCACCCCCAUGCUCGUCGGCCAGCUCAAGGAGCAGAAGAGGAGGCAGGAUGAGGUCGAGGCUUUCUCCAGCUUUCCCGAGAAAAGGGCACGUCUCAACGACCGUCGGUCCUUUCGUACCACAAUUGACAGCGUGUGUUCAGAGAAGCCGCAGCCGACAACCGAAGAGCCCAAGGUGCCACCUAUCCGGAUUCAACUUUCCAGAAUCAAACCUCCCUGGGUCAAAGGUCACCCCACCUACCAGAUCUGUCCCCGGAUCGUGCCCCCGACGGAAUGCUCGCGGAGGUCGGGGACGGGCGGCGCGCGGACUCUGGCAGACAUCAAGGCCCGCGCCCAGCAAGCCCGCGCCCAACGGGAGGCUGCUGCUGCGGCCUCUGCCGAGGGGGCGGGGCCGUCCUGUGUCCGGGUGUGGCCUCCUGCUGGGAUAUCGGAUAGCAGCAGCGAACGAAGAAGCCGAGAGCACCCAGGACCAGUCGAGCCCGGAGGAGGAGGAGGAGGAGGAGAUGGAGGAAGAGGAGGAGGAGGAGCCAAUGGGAGUGAAGAGCAGGACUUUUCUUCGGAGCCUAAUUCGUCUGGAACACAAUUACAGCUUCCCGAUGUAGAAGCUGCUUCCCACUCCUCUCCCUCGCCGUCCAACACCUCCGCCUCCAUGUCUCCACAAGUCAUCAGCCCUCAUCAGCAGAGACCAGGUGGGGAGACCAAGGUGGAGGAGACGGCCGACCCCCUGAGCUCCUCCAACAGGUUAACAGACAGCGAUUUACCAGCUCCUCCAGAGCCGGACGCUAAACCUGAGUCGUCGGCCAAGUCCAGCCCCGUGGCCGAGUCGUCGGCCGCCUCGCCUCAGACCGUCGACCCGGGCUGUGAAAAAGUUGCCCUGACCCAAACCUCCAUCCCAGAUUCCUUCCCCAGGUUUGGAGCUCAUGGUGUGGAUGUUCUUCAAACUCUGAGUGGUUCUCUUCAGGCCAAAGGCCAAGACAAGGGGAGGGAGGGUGGAGUGGGCGGGGUUAUCCAUCACAGCUCGCACCAUCUGGACCCACCAGGAGAACGUUCUCCAUCAGCCAAAUGGCCGACGGCCGCCUCUUCUCCGACGGCUCCUCAAGUAAAGGACGAAGAAGAGGCCGUCCACAGCGACUCCACAGAAACGGCUUCAGACUGUGAGAACGACAGCCAGGAGGAGGAGGAGGCGGCGGCGGCGGGGUAUCCUGACCCCAGCUGGAACGCCCAGCCGAACGGACAGCUGGUCAUCUGCAGCCUCCCCCCUCAGAACCAGCCGCCGCUCAUCCAGGCCUUCCUACCCAGCCACAAAGGCCAGACCGUCAUUCAGCCCCGCUUCCCCAAAGCUCCGCCUCACCUACCAGACAAUCAUACUCAAGACCGCCGCCAUCUUAGUCCUCCUGUUAAAGUGGAACCUGGAGAAGACGGCUCCAAAGAAAGCUCUGCUGAGGGGGAACUUUCAAAGUCUCCCAUCGCUCAGCCAAAUGGUUCCGCCGCCGCCAAGCGACCGCCUCAGUCCGCCAGAGCCGUGUCAUCAGUGGAGGCCAACAACCCUCUGGUGACGCAGCUCCUGCAGGGCAGUCUGCCGCUGGAGAAGGUCCUACCGCCACACUCCGCCACUCGGCUGGCCUUUAGCUUACUGCCGCCACAGAGACCCACAGAAGCGGCCCACAGGUCCGACUCCUCUGCUCAGUGUCCCACUCCAGAUUUGACUCGUAGCCUGAACAAGUCGCCCACCAGCCAUCGGGUCUCUGGCGCCGCGGACGUGUCGCAGCUGUCUGCCGUCCCCGUCAUCACCUCUCUGCCCUCCUCUUUGUCUAAAAGCACGCCUCUGGCCGCCGUAGAGUCCCGAGUUAUUAAAGAGUGCGGCGCUAACCCGCAUCAGCAGAGGGACGCUCCAGACAGGCUCCAACUGGUCGACCCCGCCGUGUCCAACGGCGGCGCAGCAGACAGCGCGGACGGAGCCGCCGGGGUCAAGCUCGGCGCUCCUCUCUCUCUGUCCCAUCAGAGAAAGCCGUCUCCUGCUCCGGCGGUGAAGAGCGAAACCGCUUCACGGCCUUCGUGCCAGGGCGCGGCCAAGUCCGCCGCCGCCGUGCCUAAGAAGGAGCCGGCCAACGCCAUGGACGGGUACCUGAGCGGAGGCGCCAUGGAGGGACUGCUGAACAUGGAGAUGACUUUAACCAGGAUAUCAAAGAAGGAGCACAGCAAAGCUCCGUGCUCCUCCGGCUCCCCCUCCUCGCUCUCUCCUCUGCCCUCCUCUUCCUCAGCCUCGCUCCCCUUCCAGCUCUACGGGAAGCUUCCUAAACAGGGCGGAAACGGGGGGGUAGUGAGCUACACGGCUAACGUGUCCAUGAUGGAUAACGGCGGUUUCUCGCGGGGCGUGGCUGAUGGCGUGCUCCAGCUGCGCCCUCGCCUGGCGUCCAGCCACACCACGCUCAGCAUCCAGGCCUUCACGGACAGUACGACGGAGGAGGUGGCGCUGAAAUGCUCCUGCCGCCUCAAAGCCAUGAUCAUGUGCCAAGGCUGCGGUGCCUUCUGUCACGACGACUGCAUCGGACCUUCCAAACUCUGCGUUUCCUGCCUGGUGGUCAGAUAAUGUGGAACCAGCAGCGUUACUGGGCAGCUCUGGGUGGGCGGGGCAUCCCAACUGCUCAAAUCUAACCUGUAAAAUAAGUUGCUCUAGUUGCAGAUUUUGUGAUUUUUCUUUUUGUAUUGUUUAUUAUUCUAAUUCUUCUUGUUGUGAAUGUGGGGCAUGCUUUCCUGUACAUUUGGCCAUUUACCUCAUCUUGUCUUGCUCCACUUUGCAUCGUUUGGAGGUCACUGUUGUUUUGAUUCUUAUUUGCUCUGCAAAUAGGGACUGACUGUUUGUCCAAAGAAAUAUUUUUUUAUCCAUUAAAACAAAUAAAUAAAAAUGGCUCC
Molecule: messenger RNA, 4973 nt
Organism: Cyprinodon variegatus (sheepshead minnow)
Lineage: Eukaryota; Metazoa; Chordata; Actinopteri; Cyprinodontiformes; Cyprinodontidae
Gene: asxl1
Product: putative Polycomb group protein ASXL1
Exons: 12
Coding region: 229-4650 (1473 amino acids)
Biological process (GO): animal organ morphogenesis; positive regulation of transcription by RNA polymerase II
Cellular component (GO): PR-DUB complex
Molecular function (GO): DNA binding; peroxisome proliferator activated receptor binding; chromatin binding
Source: RefSeq, a predicted model, not a curated record